Messenger RNA from Aspergillus calidoustus, 1683 nucleotides. The record is from the annotation of a GenBank genome assembly. Lineage: Eukaryota; Fungi; Ascomycota; Eurotiomycetes; Eurotiales; Aspergillaceae.
AUGGUUCCUCUCACCCCCAGUCUUGGACCAGUCGGCUCUAGCACUCGGACUCUGGAAGCGCGUCUUAUACCAGAGUCGGAUAUUCCUCUUAUUGCGCUUCCUGCUCAGGUCCGCACUCCGCCUUCGUCUCAGACGCCGCCCAGAAUUGUCCACGAACCCGAGGAGACCAAAGAGCCUAAAGCCGUCAUGUCGAAAUCAAAAGAUAGCAGCUCCUCCGGGGGCUUUCACCAGGAAUACAUUGCUUCGCUACGCUAUCGAAAUGACCUUCCCCCUCCCGACAUGCCCCCGAAGUUCCUCGAUAUUCCUCAUGACGGGCUCGAGAGAUUCCUCACCCCGGGAUUCGCGUCGAAUCUUGCGCGCCGUGAAGAACUGAAUAUUGAUGUCGAUGCUGAAGGUGGUAUGCCAAUUGACUUGGUCGGUAUCCCAGGUCUGCAUCUGGGCGACGAGAGUGCUAUCAUGGCGCCCGAAAAUCCAGACCCAAUUGACCCCGCCGACUUACCACUGCUUUUGACACUCGAUCAACUGAAGAACCCGGCGCCCAAGAACGCCAAUGUCAGUUUCCUUCGUCGCACACAAUACAUCUCUGCGGGGAUUCGCGCACCUGAUGGUCCGAAAGUCACACCUAUUCGAACAAAAUCACGGGCACUCGACAAGAAGUCUCAAGACCGUCCUACGUAUAUCAAGAAGUACAUUCUUAAGGGGUUCGAUAUUGCAUACCCCCACAGCAAGCAUACCGGUGAGGAUACAGCAAGUCAGAUGAAGGGUCUCGCUCCUACAAAACUCGAAGUGGAUGCGUGGGCUACCCCUGUCCAUCCAGACAACCCGAAACUGAAACCCGUUGGAUUCUUCCCGCUUCUCCCCGACCUGCAGGGCUUCCCAGACCCUGGAGGAUUUGUGCAGUUCAAGUUUGACAAGGCUCCGGUCCAGGGCUCUGGAGGCAAGCGAGAUGAACGUAUGGACGUUGCGAUCUUGCUUCCCUCGGCCCCAGAGGAGCGCGUUUCCCAAGAACACGCCACAAAGGCGGCCUUGCACAAAUCAAACCCCAAUUUGUAUCCGGAUCCUGGUCCUGUUCCAUACGACUAUGACCUUUUCCUCCCUGAGAAGAAGGACUCCGUGAAGAGCAUCCGAACGACCUUACAUCUAUCAAACCCUGACCGUGACAACGAAGACCUCUAUGCUCACGAGGGUGCGGACAAUGCCAAGUUUCACCGUUAUGACCGCUCACGUACAUACGCAACCAGCUCGCAGACACUCCAAAACGACCAGAAACAAAAGGACAUUGCGGUCACGCUCUAUGACCCCGCACAAGCGAAAGAUAGCGACGCUUCGCAAACACAGAAAGCCGCCUUCUACUACCCGAUCAUUGGAAAGACGCGCCUCAAGCCAGAACGAUCCCGCACAAUCGCACAGGCCGGUCUGGCCCCUACGAAGCCGAAAUCAAAGGAAGACCAAGUCGAUCAAAUGCAAGUGAUUGUUCGUGACCCGGAAGAGGCAGAGGUCUACAAGCGAUCCCUUUACAGAGCGGCGAUUGAUCCGAAAUUCGCAAAGACCAUGCCACCUCCGCCUGAGCCAGCUGAAGAGCCGCAGGCACAGGUAUCGGAGCAGGGACGUGAAGCAAGCGCCGACCUGCAAGCUAGAGAAGACGAUGACGAUGACGAUGCUGAUAGGAUGAGUGAUGAAUGA